AUGCCAAAGGAUGGAGAUAUCCUUAUUGAGACCAUGGUCGUAGACGCACGCUCGUACUUUGAACUCGGCCGCGAAGGAAUGCACGAGGGCUUUAUUAAGAUCAAAGGAACCAUAACAAAUACAAAGACCAUUGUAUUCUUUAACGGCAACAAAGCAUCGUAUAAAGGCCUUCGGUCACAGUUAAUGGCUUUUGUAAACCUCAGACAAAGACAUGACCUAUUUACAAAGUACAUUGUAUCUAUAGACUACUAUAUCAAGCGUUCAAACCCACUUCUCCGAUCUUCCCAUCAUCCCAAUUACCAAUUCUUCCGAAUCACAUUCACUAACACCUCUUAUACAUCCAUUCCUAUCAAUUCGAUCUUCUUUCUGUCAAUAGCCAUGCAAACUUGGUACGUCAACAUCAACUUCGCCCCUCGCGAUGCAUACCUGAGCGACAUUGACCUCCUCCGACUGAUGCAGGAUAAGAUCAGCCAAGGCAGCGUCAGCGUAACACUCUGGUCUGAAAUGCAAGAGUCUCGUUAUUGCUAUUCUAUCAAGGUUACUGGUGAGUUUUACAGCCCUGGAGAGAUACAUAGUGCUGCGUUGAAUAAGGUUUAUCUGUGGAUUCGGUAUUUGGCGUCGGAUCCGCUUCCGUUCUUCCGGAGGGAUGUUUUUUAG
Messenger RNA from Penicillium daleae, 657 nucleotides. RefSeq lists its product as uncharacterized. Bases 1 to 657 code for a protein of 218 amino acids. The record is from RefSeq and is a predicted model, not a curated record. The transcript has a single exon. NCBI's taxonomy places the organism in Eukaryota, Fungi, Ascomycota, Eurotiomycetes, Eurotiales, Aspergillaceae.